AUGGUUCCCCGAGACACGGUCCACUCAUUGAUACUCCUAACCGUCUACCUAAAGCUGUGCCAAGCCUGGUCAGUGAAUAACUUUCUUAUGACUGGUCCUAAGAUCCACACAUCACACAAGAGUGAUUCUUACUUGUUCUAUGACCAGACGGUUUAUCGAGAUAAUAAUGGUCAGUUUCCGAUCGGCAUAUUCUGUGUAGCUUUCUACACUGGUCGUGAAACGCGAAGCCCGUUAGAAAUGACGAAAGGAGAUCAAAUCUACACCUCGAUUUGCGAAAUUGUUAUUGAUUCUUUGCUGCAGGCGUAUCUGAUUUACUCCAGCAGCGUAGCAGCAGGGGCCCAGAGCGGCAUCGAGGAAUGCAAACACCAAUUCGCUUGGGAUCGCUGGAACUGCCCGGAGCGAGCGCUGCAACUUUCCACUCAUAGCGGGCUGCGGAGCGCUAACCGGGAGGCAGCCUUCGUGCACGCCAUCAGCUCGGCGGGGGUGAUGUACACAUUGACCAGAAACUGUAGCCUGGGGGAUUUCGACAACUGUGGCUGCGACGAUUCUCGCAACGGGCAACUGGGGGGACACGGCUGGUUAUGGGGUGGAUGCAGCGACAACGUUGGCUUCGGAGAAACUAUUUCCAAACAGUUCGUGGACGCGCUGGAGACCGGACAGGACGCCAGGGCAGCCAUGAAUCUGCACAAUAACGAGGCGGGCAGAAAGGCUGUUAAAGGCACGAUGAAGCAGACCUGUAAGUGCCACGGCGUGUCUGGGAGUUGCACAACACAGACCUGCUGGCUUCAGCUUCCUGAAUUCCGCGAGGUGGGGAAUUACCUGAAGGAAAAGUAUCACAAAGCCUUGAAAGUUGACCUCCUUAAAGGGGCAGGCAACAGUGCUGCCAGCAGAGGCGCCAUCGCUGAAACGUUCAGUGCCAUUUCCAAGAAGGAGCUGGUUCACCUGGAGGAUUCCCCGGAUUAUUGCCUGGAAAACAAGACCCUCGGCCUCCAGGGGACGGAAGGAAGGGAAUGCAUCAAGAAGGGCAAGCACCUGAGCAAGUGGGAGAAGCGGAGCUGCAAGAGGCUGUGUGGGGAUUGCGGGCUGGCGGUGGGGGAGAGACGAGCGCAGAUGAUGAGCAGUUGCAAUUGCAAAUUCCACUGGUGCUGUGCGGUGAAGUGUGAACAGUGCCGGAAAACCAUCACCAAAUAUUUCUGUGUGAAGAAGGACAAGAAAUCCAGGAACGAGAGUGCCUCAAAAAGAAAGGGUGCGCGACCCGCCAGGCGGCAGUAAGGUCAUCCAUUGGAAUGUCCUUCUGACUGACAAUAACAAAGACCAUUAAAAAAUGGCAAUUAAAUAAAGUGACUACACUCUCUGGUCUCAAAUUGGCCAGCGUUAGCAAAGCAGUAAGUAGAUGUAAAAAGAAGCACUGCGCUCCUUUAAGAAGACGCACCAGUUUCUUUCAGUCAUAGAGCAUUGUUCCAUUUUUUGAUGUUUUGCAAAAUAUUAAGCAAUUAAGAGAACAACAAGCUGUAAGUACAACAGUGCAAUUACUGGUGAUGUGGUGUGCCAUUAGGCUGCAUUUCUGGGUACAGUCAAACAUGUGCCAGUAGUGGCCUUUGGACCAAUUAUCCUUCAAAUGCUGCCAUUUAGAUCUACCAUGUAUCUUUUUAUAAUAUUAAUAUGUUUGUUGUCCUCAUUUUUUUUUACACUUUUCGUUCUCUCUCCAGAGUUUUAUCCCUUGUCUUACCUUAUUUCCGACUAAAAAUAUGAAACCCAUUUGUCAAAACCAUCUUUCACAAUCUCAACAUGGCCCAAAUGUUUGACAACCAGUCAUGUAUUUUAGAAGUGCAAUCACUCUUGCGAUGUAACAACGUGAUUAGUGGCCAAGGGUGGUGAAUGUGGACAACAUGUCUGUUCAAUCAUAUAUCAUCAAUUUCUUCCCUUCUGGCACGUGCGAAGGCUCACAAACUCGCCGCAGAAAAUACCUGAGUAUAUUUUAUGAGCCUUGAUAUAACCAUAUAACCAUAUAACAAUUACAGCACGGAAACAGGCCAUCUCGGCCCUUCUCGUCCGUGCCGAACACUUACUCUCACCUAGUCCCAUCUACCUACACUCAGACCAUAACCCUCCAUUCCUUUCCCAUCCAUAUACCUAUCCAAUUUAUUUUUAAAUGAGAAAAACGAACCUGCCUCCACCACUUCCACUGGAAGCUCAUUCCACGCAGCUACCACUCUCUAAAGAAGUUCCCCCUCAUGUUGCCCCUAAACUUUGCGUUGCCCCUAAACAUCCUCCUAGAAAAGCUCAUGAGAAAAAAUAAGUCAAAUAUAUUAACGAGGGAGUGAGUUUAGUUCCCACCCUGUAACCCCACAGUGAAUCAUUUCUGUUGUCAUAGUUCUACCAAUGUUCUGAUUAACGGAUGCAUUGAAACACGGAUUUUGGAGUUGUAUUUCCAGGAUCAAAACUGCAAUAUAUACAGUCAGAAAUUCUGGAAAUUUUAAGUAAUUUUAAAAUUUGUGUUUUAUUGUCCAAAGCUAAACUAGGUCAAAAAAAUUGUGGAUAGACACAAACAACUGGAGUAACUCAGCGGGACAGGCAGCAUCUCUGGAGAGAAGGAAUGGGCGACGUUUCAGGUCGAGACUCUUCUUCAGUCUGGUUAGGGAUAAGGGAAACGAGAGAUAUAGACAGUGAUGUAUAGAGAUAAAGAACAAUGAAUGAAAGAUGUGCAAAAAAGUAACGAUGAUUAAGGAAACAGGCUGUUGUUAGCUGUUUGUAGGGUGAAAUAAUUGGGGAGUGACUGUGGAAGUGAUGGCACUAAGUGAAGAAACAAAACAAGAUCGAGUGAGAAUGAUACAGCCUGGAAACAGGCCCUUCAGCCCAACUUGCUCACACCGGUCAACGUGACCCAAGUACACUAGUCCCACCUGUCCGCGUUUGGUCCAUAUCCCUCCAAACCUAUCCUAUCCAUGUUCCUGUCCAACUGUGUCUUAAAUGAGAUUUGAAACACAAAUUGAAUUCUGUUUUUUAAAAUACCAACUCAAAUGGAUUAUGUGAAAAGGAAAGUGCCUUGCUGCCCCUCCAGCCUGUUCAGAAAUUCAAUUAAAUCCAUGUUGACCAGUCUGUCAAACAGUCUUGCCCAGUAGUCCUGUAACCAUACUUCCUACCUAAUAAAUGUUUAUCUCACGUGGAGGUUGUGUGUAGGGAGAAAGCAUUACUUACACCUGCUGUAUAAAUAAUAUUCACCCUGGUUUUUCUGGGCUAGUGGGAGGGAUUUCUGGUUGAAAUGAACUUCCAGCUUUUAUUUCGUUGAAUAACACACCAGCCGAGUUUGUCACCAAACUCUCAUCUUCUCCUCCCUUUACCGCAGUGAAAAAUGCUGCAUCUUCCUGAGCGGCUCAGCUGAAACUCGAACAAGCACCAGAAGCUUGUAGCACAGGCACAUGACUAAAGUU
Molecule: messenger RNA, 3431 nt
Organism: Leucoraja erinaceus (little skate)
Lineage: Eukaryota; Metazoa; Chordata; Chondrichthyes; Rajiformes; Rajidae
Gene: wnt8b
Product: wingless-type MMTV integration site family, member 8b
Exons: 7
Coding region: 1-1272 (423 amino acids)
Biological process (GO): canonical Wnt signaling pathway; multicellular organism development; cell fate commitment
Cellular component (GO): extracellular region
Molecular function (GO): cytokine activity; frizzled binding
Source: RefSeq, a predicted model, not a curated record